Messenger RNA from Myotis myotis, 8635 nucleotides. It is a transcript of the gene SHANK1, whose product is annotated as SH3 and multiple ankyrin repeat domains 1. NCBI's taxonomy places the organism in Eukaryota, Metazoa, Chordata, Mammalia, Chiroptera, Vespertilionidae. The transcript is spliced from 24 exons. Gene Ontology annotation, molecular function: ionotropic glutamate receptor binding; synaptic receptor adaptor activity. The coding region runs from base 105 to 6557 and encodes 2150 amino acids. The record is from RefSeq and is a predicted model, not a curated record. Gene Ontology annotation, cellular component: postsynaptic membrane; postsynaptic density; dendritic spine.
GGGGGGAGGGGGGAGGGGCUGCGGGCGCCGCCGACCGGGACUCAGCAGCCCCGCCAGGCAGCGACCUGUGAUGCUGCCGUCCCCCAUCGCCCCGUGUCCCCACGAUGACCCACAGCCCCGCCUCAAGCGAGGACGAGGAACACCACAGCGCCAGCGAGUGUCCCGAGGGCGGCUCGGAGUCCGACAGCUCCCCAGACGGGCCCGGGAGAGGCCUCCAGGGGACCCGGGGCCGGGGCAGCGGGGCACCUGGUAGCCUGGCCUCGGCCGGAGGCCUCCAGGGCCGCUCCAUGUCUGCCCUGGACGACGCCCACUUCAGCAUGAUGGUCUUCAGGAUCGGCAUCCCGGACCUGCACCAGACAAAAUGUCUGCGCUUCAACCCUGACGCCACCAUCUGGACGGCCAAGCAGCAGGUGCUCUGCGCCCUGAGCGAGAGCCUGCAGGACGUGCUCAACUACGGCCUGUUCCAGCCCGCCACCUCGGGCCGCGACGCCAACUUCCUGGAGGAGGAGCGGCUGCUGCGGGAGUACCCCCAGUCCUUCGAGAAGGGGGUGCCCUACCUGGAGUUCCGGUACAAGACCCGCGUUUACAAACAGACCAACCUGGACGAGAAGCAGCUGGCCAAGCUGCACACAAAGACCGGACUGAAGAAGUUUCUGGAAUACGUGCAGCUCGGGACGUCUGACAAGGUGGCGCGGCUGCUGGACAAGGGGCUGGACCCCAAUUACCACGACUCGGAUUCAGGAGAGACCCCCCUCACGCUGGCUGCCCAGACGGAAGGCUCCGUAGACGUGAUUCGAACCCUGUGCCUGGGCGGGGCCCACAUCGACUUCCGAGCCCGGGAUGGCAUGACAGCCCUGCACAAGGCCGCGUGUGCCCGCCACUGCCUGGCUCUCACGGCACUCCUGGAUCUCGGGGGCUCCCCCAACUAUAAGGACCGCCGGGGGCUGACCCCUCUGUUCCACACGGCUAUGGUGGGGGGCGACCCCCGCUGCUGCGAGCUGCUGCUGUACAACCGGGCCCAGCUGGGCGUGGCUGAUGAGAACGGCUGGCAAGAGAUCCACCAGGCCUGCCAGCGGGGUCACUCCCAGCACCUGGAGCACCUGCUCUUCUACGGGGCUGAGCCCGGAGCCCAGAACGCCUCGGGGAACACGGCGCUGCACAUCUGCGCCCUCUACAACAAGGAGACCUGUGCUAGGAUCCUCCUCUAUCGCGGGGCCAGCAAGGACGUGAAGAAUAACAACGGACAGACCGCCUUCCAGGUGGCAGUGAUUGCUGGGAAUUUUGAACUGGGGGAGCUGAUUCGAAACCAUCGAGAACAGGACGUGGUGCCCUUCCAGGAGUCCCCCAAGUAUGCGGCCCGGCGACGGGGACCCCCGAGCGCCGGGCUGACGGUGCCGCCCGCGCUGCUGCGGGCCAACAGUGACACCAGCAUGGCCCUGCCGGACUGGAUGGUGUUCGCCGCCCCGGGGGCCUCGUCCACGGGGGCCCCCGCCCCUGCCUCCGCGCCCCAGGGCCAGUCGCAGCCCUCGGCCCCCAGCACCAAGCUCAGCACCGGGACCCUCCGAAGUGCCAGCAGCCCCCGGGGUGCCCGGGCUCGCUCCCCAUCCCGGGGGAGGCACCCCGAGGAGGCCAAGAGGCAGCCCCGUGGACGGCCCAGCUCCAGCGGGACGCCCCGGGAACCGGCCGGGGGCACCGGGGGCUCAGGGGGGCCCGGGGGCUCCCUGGGCAGCCGCGGGCGACGCAGGAAGCUCUACUCGGCCGUGCCCGGACGCUCCUUCAUGGCGGUGAAGUCCUACCAGGCCCAGGCCGAGGGGGAGAUCUCCCUGAGCAAGGGCGAGAAGAUCAAAGUGCUCAGCAUCGGCGAAGGAGGCUUCUGGGAAGGCCAGGUCAAAGGUCGCGUCGGCUGGUUCCCCUCCGACUGCCUGGAAGAGGUGGCCAACCGCUCCCAGGAGGGAAAGCAAGAGAGCCGCAGUGACAAGGCCAAGAGGCUGUUCCGGCAUUAUACCGUGGGCUCCUACGACAGCUUUGAUGCCCCCAGCGAUUACAUCAUUAAGGAGAAGACGGUCCUGCUGCAGAAGAAGGACAGCGAGGGGUUUGGGUUCGUGCUCCGGGGGGCCAAGGCGCAGACCCCCAUCGAGGAGUUCACCCCCACCCCGGCCUUCCCGGCCCUGCAGUAUCUGGAGUCGGUGGACGAGGGCGGCGUGGCAUGGCGCGCGGGACUGCGCAUGGGCGACUUCCUCAUCGAGGUGAACGGGCAGAAUGUGGUGAAGGUGGGCCACCGCCAGGUGGUGAACAUGAUCCGCCAGGGGGGCAACACGCUGAUGGUGAAGGUGGUGAUGGUCACCCGGCACCCGGACAUGGACGAGGCCGUCCACAAGAAAGCACCCCAGCAGGCUAAGCGGCUCCCGCCCCCAGCCAUCUCCCUGCGUUCCAAGUCCAUGACCUCAGAGCUGGAGGAGAUGGUCUCCCCCUGGAAGAAGAAGAGUGAGUAUGAGCAGCAGCCGGCGCCCGUGCCCAGCAUGGAGAAAAAGCGGACCGUGUACCAGAUGGCGCUCAACAAACUGGACGAAAUUCUGGCGGCAGCUCAGCAGACCAUCAGUGCAAGCGAGAGCCCUGGGCCCGGGGGCCUGGCCUCCCUGGGCAAACACCGGCCCAAAGGCUUCUUUGCCACCGAGUCGAGCUUCGAUCCCCACCACCGCUCGCAGCCGAGCUAUGAACGGCCUUCCUACCUGCCCCCAGGACCUGGGCUUAUGCUCCGGCAGAAAUCUAUUGGGGCCGCCGAAGACGACAGGCCUUACCUAGCGCCCCCGAGCAUGAAGUUCAGCCGCAGCCUGUCCGUGCCUGGUUCGGAGGACAUCCCCCCGCCUCCCACCACGUCCCCGCCCGAGCCCCCGUACAGCACGCCCCCAGCCCCCUCCAUCUCCGGCCGCCUCACGCCCUCCCCCCGGGGCGGGCACUUCAACCCCGGCUCCGGCGGGCCCCUCCCCGCCUCCUCCCCCUCCUCCUUCGACGGGCCCGCCCCUCCCGACACCCGCCUGGGCGGCCGCGAGAAGAGCCUGUACCACAGCGGGCCCCUGCCCCCCGCGCACCACCACCCGCCCCACCACCACCACCACCACGCGCCGCCGCCCCAGCCCCACCACCACCACGCGCACCCCCCUCACCCUCCCGAGAUGGAGACGGGCGGCUCCCCGGACGACCCCCCGCCCCGACUGGCCCUGGGGCCGCAGCCGAGCCUGCGCGGCUGGCGGGGCGGCGGGCCCAGCCCGACCCCGGGCGCCCCGUCCCCGUCGCAUCACGGCGGCGGCGCGGGCGGCGGCCCCUCCCAGGCGCCCGCGCUGCGCUACUUCCAGCUGCCGCCGCGCGCGGCCAGCGCGGCCAUGUACGUGCCCGCCCGCUCGGGCCGGGGGCGCAAGGGCCCGCUGGUCAAGCAGACCAAAGUGGAGGGCGAGCCGCAGAAGGGCGGCCUCCCGCCCGCGCCCUCGCCCACGUCGCCCGCGUCCCCGCAGCCGCCGCCCGCCGCGGCCGCGCCGUCGGAGAAGAACUCCAUCCCCAUCCCCACCAUCAUCAUCAAGGCCCCGUCCACCAGCAGCAGCGGCCGCAGCAGCCAGGGCAGCAGCACCGAGGCCGAGCCCCCGCCGCCGCCCGACGCCGCGGCCGGCUCCUCCUCCGCGCCCAGCCCCGCGCCGGCGUCCCCGUCGCCCGCGCCGCCCUCCCCGUCGCCCGCGCCCGCCCCCGCCUCGCCCAGCGGCCCGGCCACCCUCGACUUCACCAGCCAGUUCGGGGCGGCCCUGGUCGGGGCGGCGCGCCGGGAGGGCGGCUGGCAGAGCGAGGCCCGCCGGCGCUCCACGCUCUUCCUCUCCACCGACGCGGGCGACGAGGAGGGCGGCGACGGCGCGCUGGGCUCGGGCGCGCCCCCGGGCCCGCGGCUGCGCCACUCCAAGUCCAUCGACGAGGGCAUGUUCUCCGCCGAGCCCUACCUGCGCCUGGAGGCCGGGGGCGGCGGCUACGGGGGCUACGGCGCCGCCAGCCGCGCCUACGGCAGCAGCGGGGGCAGCAGCGCCUUCACCAGCUUCCUGCCGCCGCGGCCCCUGGUCCACCCGCUGACCGGCAAGGCCCUGGACCCCGCCUCCCCGCUCGGGCUGGCGCUGGCGGCCCGCGAGAGGGCGCUGAAGGAGUCCUCGGAGGGCGGGGGCGCCCCCCAGCCGCCUCCCCGGCCCCCGUCGCCCCGCUACGAGGUCCCGCCGCCCACCCCGCACCACCACGCGCCCCACGCGCACCACGAGCCCGUGCUGCGCCUCUGGGGGGCCUCCCCUCCGGACCCCGCCCGCCGGGAGCUGGGGUACCGGGCGGGGCUGGGCGGCCCGGAGAAGCCCCUGGCGGCCAGCCCGCCCGCCGCGCGGCGCUCCCUGCUGCACCGCCUGCCGCCCACGGCGCCCGGGGUCGGGCCCCUCCUCCUGCAGCUGGGCCCGGAGCCCCCCGCCCCGCUCCCCGGGGUGAGCAAGGCCUGGCGGGCCGGAGCCCCCGAGGAGCCCGAGCGGCUGCCCUUACACGUGCGGUUCCUGGAGAACUGCCAGCCGCGGGCCGGGGGGGCGGGGGGCAGGGGUCCCCCCGCGGAGGACGGCCCGGGGGUCGCGCCGCCCAGCCCGCGCCGCUCGGUGCCCGCCUCGCCCACCUCCCCGCGGGGCAGCGAGGAGAACGGGCUCCCCCUGCUGGUCCUGCCGCCGCCCGCCCCCUCCGUGGACGUGGAGGACGGCGAGUUCCUCUUCGUGGAGCCGCUGCCCCCGCCCCUGGAGUUCUCCAACAGCUUCGAGAAGCCCGAGUCGCCCCUCACGCCGGGGCCUCCGCACCCCCUGCCCGACCCCCCGACCCCGACCACCCCGCUGCCGCCCGCGCCCCCCGCCGUCGCUGCCGCCCCGCCCACCCUGGACUCCACCGCCUCCAGCCUGACCUCCUACGACAGCGAGGUGGCCACGCUGACCCAGGGCGCCCCCGCGGCUCCGGGGGACGCCCCUGCGCCCGGCCCGCCGGCCCCCGCCGCCCCGGCCGCCCCCGCGCCCCAGCCCGGGCCGGACCCUCCGCCCGGCACAGACUCCGGGAUCGAGGAGGUGGACAGCCGGAGCAGCAGCGACCACCCGCUGGAGACCAUCAGCAGCGCGUCCACGCUGAGCAGCCUGUCGGCCGAGGGCGGCGGCGGCGGCAGCGCAGGGGGCGGGGGUGGCGGUGGGGCCGGGGCGGCCAGUGGGCCGGAGCUGCUGGACACCUACGUGGCCUACCUGGACGGCCAGGCCUUCGGGGGGAGCGGCGCCCCCGGCCCGCCGUACCCCCCGCAGCUCAUGACUCCCUCGAAGCUCCGCGGCCGGGCUCUGGGGGCCAGUGGAGGCCUGCGCCCCGGCCACGGCGGGGGACUCCGCGACCCCGUCACGCCCACGAGCCCCACCGUCUCCGUGACGGGGGCCGGAACCGAUGGGCUGUUGGCCUUGAGCGCUUGUUCGGGAGCCUCGACGGCAGGUGUGACUGGGGGUCCGGGAGCCGUGGAGCCAGAAGGCGCACCGGUGCCCUUGUCGUCUGCAUCGUCCCUGCCGCGGAAGCUGCUGCCCUGGGAGGAGGGCCCGGGGCCCCCGCCGCCGCCGCUGCCCGGGCCCCUGGCCCCGCCUCAGGCCUCCGCCUUGGCCACCGUGAAAGCCAGCAUCAUCAGCGAACUCAGCUCCAAGCUCCAGCAGUUUGGGGGCUCCUCGGCAGCUGGUGGCGCUCUGCCCUGGGCCCGGGGAGGCAGCGGGAGCGACAGCCACCACGGGGGAGCCAGCUACGUCCCCGAGAGGACCUCGUCCCUGCAGCGGCAGAGACUCUCCGAAGACUCCCAGUCCUCGCUCCUCUCCAAACCCGUGAGCAGCCUGUUUCAGAACUGGCCCAAAACACCCCUGCCGCCACUCCCCACGGGGACCGGGGUCCCCUCCGCGGCUGCGGCCCCCGGGGCCACCUCACCCUCGGCCUCCUCCUCCACGUCCAGCCGCCACCUCCAGGGUGUGGAAUUCGAGAUGCGGCCACCUCUGCUCCGCCGGGCCCCCAGCCCCUCGCUGCUGCCCACUUCGGAGCACAAGGUCAGCCCUGCGCCCCGGCCCUCGUCCCUGCCCAUCCUGCCUUCUGGACCCCUCUACCCGGGCCUCUUUGACGUCCGCAGCUCUCCCACUGGAGGGGCCGGGGGCUCGGCCGACCCCUUCGCCCCCGUCUUUGUGCCGCCGCACCCGGGGAUGUCCGGGGGCCUCGGGGGAGCCUUGUCUGGGGCCUCCCGCUCCCUCUCACCGACCCGCCUGCUUUCGCUGCCCCCGGACAAGCCUUUCGGCGCCAAGCCUCUGGGGUUCUGGACCAAGUUCGACGUGGCUGAUUGGCUGGAGUGGCUGGGCUUGGCCGAGCACCGAGCCCGCUUCCUGGACCACGAGAUCGAUGGCUCGCACCUGCCCGCCCUGACCAAGGAGGACUACGUGGACCUGGGCGUGACCCGGGUGGGCCACCGCAUGAAUAUCGACCGGGCUCUCAAAUUUUUCCUGGAGAGGUGAUGGCUGGCUUGGACGGACCAGCCCGUCCACAGAACCCUGGGGCUCGCCGGCCCCUGGACCUCUGACCCUUGACCCUUAUUCUCUCCCUGGGCCGGGGACCACGCUACACCUGUGCCCUGCCGUCAUCUCCCGAGGCUGGAGGUCACCGGGGUGGCCUGAUUCCAGCCAGACAUUUGCACCUCACAGGAGGGGGCAGCUAAUGGAGAUUGUGUGUGCAGCUGGGAGCCGACGGGGUGGGCGUGGAAGAAAUCAGAGGGGGGAUGGAGGAGGAGGAGGGAAGGGUCGAUUCUGGGGAGGGGGGACUGACAGAGCCAUAGAGGGCCAGCCCCGAGCCUGGCUGGGUGGGGGGUCCGUUCCCCAGGCCGCAGGGGAAGGGGGUGCCCUCAGAUUCCACCACCUGCCACCCCUCUAACAACCCUUUCCCCCCUUUCUCCAGGCCCCUCCGUUCUCCCUGCCUCCCCUCUCCCUAGCACACACAGCGGCCCCCUCAGCCUCUUGCACGCUCCUUUGCACGCCUGCUUGCCUCUCCCCCCUCCCCGGGCUACAAUUUUGCACAAAGUUGCCCCCUCGCUGUCUUGCACACUCCGCCUUGGCUUCUGUCCUGCGAGGCCUCAUCUCUGCUUCCCUCGGCCUCAUCUCUGCUUCCCUCCCACCCGUCCCAUUUCUCCCCCCAGGCGCCACGCCCCCUGCUCUCUCCAGCUCCCGCUUGCACGCUCUCCCCUCGGCGUCCGCCCCAUCCCCCUCCCUCCCGACAACCUCCGGGCCCUUGCUGCAGACACACUUGGGACACCCUCCCCCUCCCCCCCUCACAGGCUCCGUGCACACGCGGAUUCUCUGGAAUACCGUCCUCUGUUGAACCCUUGCACACUCGCCGUCCCCCGCGCGCAACUCUCCCGACACGCUCGCCUCGGGUUUUCUUUAAGCACUUUGCCCCCUUAUUCUUGAUCCCCACUUUCUUCCCCUGCCCGCCGCCGCCUGUCACGUGACACCCCCUCCCCCUGCUUGCCCCGCCCCCCCCUCGCACUGUCACUUCUAGCGCGUGGCUUGCACACUGGCUUCCCAGGAACUCUUUCUCUCUCCAUGUUCAUCCCGCUCCUCCCCGCCAGGCUCCCGCUCCCUUGCCCCUUCCUCUUCCAAAUCUCUGCCCAUCCCCAUCGGCUCUUCUGUGGGCCCCCUCGCACACGCAUUCUCCCGCAUUUCCGCUGCGCUUCGGAAACCCUUUUCUGUUCUUUAAGGAUGUCCCCGCACACUGGCUUUGCUGCACACGCGUUCCUGAGUUUCGACUUGUUCUUGCCCGCUCCUGGGCGACUUUCUCCAUCUCCCUUGGGGAACAUUGCCUUUUGCACACGGGCCCCCUCCGCACUCCGGGGCCCCCUCCGCACUCCCAGCCUGUCUGAUCGCGUCCGUUCCUGGCAGCUGUUUUCUGUCCUGUGACAGCUCCGCGCCGCCGUCACUCUGCCUGUUCUCUUCCGUCUUCAGCGCUUCUCUCUCUCUGGCAGGAGGAGCCCCUGUGCACACUCACUUCCUGCUCACCACGCGCCCUCUCCCGGCUCCAGGCUUUGCCCUCCGGCACAGGCUCCCUCCUCUCGCUCUUCCCAGUCCUUCCUGGCCAUCUGUCUUUCCAUUUUGCACGAAGACUAUCCCCGUCCCCCCACCCCCACCCCGACUUCCCAACCCUUCAGUCUCUCCAAGAAACUGCCUCCUCCAGCAUGGCUGUUCCUUCCUGCACGCUCCCCGCCUCCCUCUAUCCCUGGGGCUUGGGAAUUUCAAACCACCCCUUCCCCUGGGAAGCCCCCUCCCCUACUGUGGGUAAAGGGGGGAGGGCAUCGCCCUCAGGUCCCCCAUGUUCAGCUGCCAAAGAAGGGAGCUCCCCCUCCUUCCCCCAAGCCCAUUCCCCCUCUGCUGCCCCCACCCCCGAGGGGGGGGGCUCCGUCCAUGGGGGGGAGGGUGCUUGCAGCCCUCUCCCCUUACCACGUCAGGGAUCUGCGGGGAACCUUGUGGGAGGGUCCUGGGAGGGGGGAAGGGUGUCAAGGAGGGGGUGGAGGUCGCGCUGGGCCCCUCCCCGCCCCCUCCCCCUU